GAUAAGGCAAACCGGAUAAUUUUUUAUCCGUCGUUUACUUAGAAGUUUACAAUCUCCAAAAUGUCAGCCUUCUAUACAAUUGAAGAAUCAACAAUGUUUUGAAAGAGAUAAUGUAAACAGAUAACAGAUGUCCAGGAGAAAUCAAGGAAGUAAAUUAGAUGUAAUGGCAUAUAUCAUUUGCCAAAUACCUGGUAUCAUCUUCUUCUACUUCAGAACAAACAAACUAGUACGCUUCAUCAUUUUAGUCUUCCUUCUCGUGUUUUAUUGUGAAUUUCUACAUUAUUAUUUUGUGUUACUGAUGUGUAAAUGGCCGACUUUACCUCAUCAACAAGCGGAAGGAACUAUAGGUGGAAUGAAAUCCCCUCCACUGAAAGCUAUGAUAAUUGCCGAUACACAUAUUUUAGGAUGGAGAGAAGGUCAUUGGCUGGAUAGAAUAAGAAGAGAAUGGAUGAUGGAGAGAUCCUUUCAGGCCUCUAUGACAAUACAUAAUCCACAGGUUGUUUUUAUGCUAGGUGAUUUGUUAGAUGAAGGCAAAUGGUGCUCUAGUAAAGAAUUCAACUUUCAUGUAAAAAGAUUUAAAAAGAUGUUUAAAGUCCCAUCAGGGACUGAUGUAUAUACAGUGGCAGGGAACCAUGAUAUAGGAUUUCAUUAUAUGAUCUCUGAUUAUAACAGAAGAAGAUUUGAUAAAGCCUUUUCUACAUCUCCAGUAAAGAUGGUUCAUAAAGAUGGUGUCACGUUUGUAUUACUGAACAGUAUGGCUAUGGAAGGGGAUGGCUGUAAUCUUUGUAGUCAAGCUAUCAAUGAUUUAGAAGAUAUAUCAUGGGAAUUAAAAUGUGCAAAGGGUAUAUCAGAAGGUAAAGAAAUGCCAGCUGUCUGUAAUGGUUUUAAAAAAUUUAAAUAUUCACAGCCAAUAUUAUUACAGCAUUUUCCCAUGUACCGGGCAUCGGAUGCUAAUUGUACAUUACCUGAUGCAGCUCCACUCGAUGAAAAAUAUAUUCCAUUUAGAGAGAAGUGGGACUGUUUAUCUCAGGAAGCUUCAAAACAGUUAUUUGAUUGGAUAAAUCCACGUCUGAUUAUAAGUGGACACACCCAUCAUGGUUGUUAUGUUCUACACAACGAAGUCACUCCUGAGUGGACUGUUUCAUCAUUCAGUUGGAGAAAUAAGAAAAUUCCAUCAUUUUUAUUGGCUGUGAUUACAGAGACGAACUUUGAAGUUAGUCAGUGCUAUUUACCAAAUGAAUACACAAUAUUUUCUUUAUACAUCACUGGUAUUCUUAUAAUUUUGAUCUCACUCCUGUUUCCACGACGACAACCAACUGUGAUAUAUGAUGAGGAUACUAAGCUUCAUUGAUACAAUGACCAUUCAAGGGCCAGUCAAGGUCCUUGUGAAUUUCCAUCAUCAUCAUUGAUACCAUUAAAGACACAAGAAUAAUUUAUGAGGUUACCAUACAUUCCAUUCAUAAAAAUAUACUAAUGUCAAAAACAUCUACGUAAAGAAUCAUUUUGUCAUUUACAUACAUUUGAUUAAACUACAUCAAAAGUAAACAGAAUAAUAUGUGUAUUUUAUGAUCAUUAUUAUCAUGUUAAUCAUACAUAUGUGUCAUUUUAUGAUCAUUUGUCUUUAUAUUAUAUCAUUUUUCCAUCUUGAGGAAGGUAUUAAGGUGGUACCCAACACUUUAACUAAAAUUAAUUUGGAUCGUUUAAUUUUCUUUAUAAAAAUAUUGCAUUCAUUUAAAAGAAUAAUCUUUUAUCUAUCUAUAUAUAUCUCUUUUAUUAUUUUCUAUGCAUUCAUAAGAAAGUUACAGCAUUUCAAAGGUUGGUGAUUGGAAAUAAAAAAAUCUUUGUAUUGUGCUACCUUAACAAACACUUAUUUUAAUCAUUGAGAAGCUUAAUAUUCCCUUAACAACACAACGUAAUAAAAAUGUUUAGCUGAUUUUACAGAGUUAUCUCCCUGUAGUGUUAGGUACCACCUUAAGUUAAGAUAGCAUUGCCAAUUUUAUACAGCCAAAAUUUUGUUGAUCAUUAUUUGCUCAAAUCAUUUGAUUAUCUAGAUGUAGAUUAUAAUACCAUCUUAUAGCUAUAAUGUGUCACAUGGCAUUUUUUAUGUGUUUACUUUUAUGUAAAGAAUCUUGAGGAUACAAUUUACAAAUCUAUAAUCUAAACUUAGUGUAGUUACUAUGUUACCACCAGUUGACAUUGUAGUUUGUUAAUGACAUUGUAUUUUGUUAAUUUCAAUGUAUUUUGUUAAUUUCAAUGUAUUUUGUUAAUUUCAAUGUAUUUUGUUAAUUUCAAAGUAUUUUGUUAAUUUCAAUGUAUUUUGUUAAUUUCAAAGUAUUUCUAAUCAUUAAAUUCAAAGUUUUUUUUAAAUUUUGAGUGAAUAAUUAUUUAAGUAUGUGUAUAUUUGUCAUGAAUUAAGCAAACACACAUCUUUUGCAUGUUCAGAUGAUAAAUUCUUGGCAAUUUAUUUUAUAAAUUGAUUUUUUUAUGUCAACAUUUAUAAAUACCAAUAAAAGUUUGUAUUUCAUCAUACUAUGGUUCAAUUCAUUCUCCACAGAAGUUUAUAUGUAUUUUUUUGUUCAGUAAACUAAAUAGUGAUUUACUGAUUAUGAUUAUAUUAAGGUGGUACCCAACACUUUAUUAUAAUUAAUUUGACUAGAUAAAUUCUCAUAAAAUUUGGACAAAAUAUUAAUUUUGACCCUUUGAAAAAAAUAUAAAAAUUUAAAAAAACUUGAACCAAUCACUUUCAUGGAAGAAUUUCAUUGGAUAUGUAUCAGUUUGACAAACACUAAUUUUGAUCAUUGAGAAACUUAAUAUUUCCUUAACAGUAGAAUGUGAUUAAAACGUUCAGCUGAUUUUACAGAGUUGUCUCCCUGUAGUGUUAGGUACCACCUUAAACUUAUAUGAUGAAAAUAGAAAUGUAUAAUGUGGUGCUUCCAUAACACUUUUCUGUAUUUACUUUGAACAAGAACUUGCAAACUGUCAGUAUUUGUAUAACUUGCUCAUUAGAUUAUAUGAUUGAUUACUUUUUAAGUUUUUAACACAUGUGUAAAGAUAUUACCAAAAAUAAUGGAAUAUUGAAUUCAAGGUAUUUCAUUAUGAACUUGGUUGUAUUUAUGAAAAACAAGAUUCUCAGAUGCACUCUGAAUUAAAUAUAGAUUUUGUAUCCAUUACUUGUGUCAAGUUAUAUUUUAGAGCUGCUAAAUAAUCUUUAGAAGAUUCUAAAUAUUUCCCAAUUGUGAUUAUCAAAUGAAACAAAUGGAUAAAAAAAUAAUCAUAUUCAUAUAAAGGGUGAUUUUAUUAUCUGAUUAUUUCAUAAAACAAAUUACUCUUGAUGACUAAAACUAACCAAUUUAGUAUCUUUUGAAAGUUUUUUAAUUGCAAAAUGAUUAAUUAACCCAUUUCUUCAAUUUAUCUGAACAUUUGUGAAAUUUUUCUAAAGAUUGAUAGACACUAUUAUACUUUAAAAACAAGGUGCAUUAUCUCCCUUGAUUUUGCAAUGCAUUUCAAAUACAUAACAGGUUACAAAAAAUACAUGUUUGAUAAAAUAACACAAACAAUGCUGUAGCUGUUAUAUAGCACAUGCAUAUAUAUUUAUUUAUUUACAUCAUAGUUAUUUUUUCUGAAAAAUGAGGUGAAGUUUGUAAUUUUUGCUUAUUAUUUGAAUAUGAAUAUGAAUAUAUUGUAAUAUUCACUCUGUAGGGAAGUGGCAAUAUUCUAAAAUGAAUUGUUGUUUAUAAUUUUAUAUUGAAUGUUAUAUUUUAGAUCAAUAAAACAUGAGACUAUUUG
Mytilus trossulus (common blue mussel) is the source of this 3786-nucleotide messenger RNA. RefSeq names its product metallophosphoesterase 1-like. The record is from RefSeq and is a predicted model, not a curated record. Gene Ontology annotation, molecular function: hydrolase activity. Gene Ontology annotation, biological process: GPI anchor biosynthetic process. The coding region runs from base 128 to 1351 and encodes 407 amino acids. Lineage: Eukaryota; Metazoa; Mollusca; Bivalvia; Mytilida; Mytilidae. The transcript is spliced from 9 exons.